This is a messenger RNA of Hippoglossus stenolepis (Pacific halibut), 8339 nucleotides long. RefSeq names its product muscleblind-like splicing regulator 2 (gene mbnl2). The transcript has 12 exons. Lineage: Eukaryota; Metazoa; Chordata; Actinopteri; Pleuronectiformes; Pleuronectidae. The coding region runs from base 3202 to 4479 and encodes 425 amino acids. The record is from RefSeq and is a predicted model, not a curated record. Gene Ontology annotation, molecular function: metal ion binding.
AAGGUUUUAUGUGUGAGAGAAAAAAGUGUGAGGCUGGAAAACGACGGGACGAAAAGAGGGAGGAAAAUAUAGACACGAGUGCGAUAAACGCGAAAGGAGCGACGGGAGCCUGCAGCCACGCAGUAACUCUCCUCAUUGCAGUUUCCAGCCCUGUAAUGGACUUUCUCUUACGACUCCUCAGAGAGAGAGAGAGGCAAUUUCGCAGCAGCUGACUUGCUCCUUUCCUCAGUGCAAAUGUCAGGAGAUGUUUUUUUUGUGUGGGCUACAUGGGCAACAUGUUUUUAACUCUCUAGAGGAAAAACUAGUUGUGUUUUGUGGCAUCUGCUCCGUCACCGCUUGCUUUCCGUGGUUUCCACAAAGUUUCUCCUCGUAACUCUCGGCGUGCAAAUCUUUCCAAAUAACGAGGCCUAGCUACAGGCAAAGGUUGUUUGUACCGUACGGAGCUGCAGGCCUGUUUCAACACUCUUUAUGUAUAUGGACGCAAAUAGCCGACGGCCUGAAUAAGCUGGAACUUCACAGUUCUAAUAAGGCCCACAUCAUAAUUAACCUUUCGAUUUAGAUGGGGCAUGGUUGACGUGUCCCUAGCUUUCUGCCGUCCGUCCAGAUUUAGCUUUGUGCUAGAUGCUUGGCCUGCUGCGCUCCGGCAGUGGACAUCAACGCCUGCAUGGAUAAGGCCAGGGUGGUGUCAUACGUCUGGCCGCGGAUCAAGGGGGAAGUGGGUGUUUUCUAAAAUGGAACAUCAGUUCAGCCCUUCCUGUUGAGGGAAAAGAAUAAGAUACGUCUCAGACCUUACCGCAGGACUUCGUCAGCCUUAUAUCCCCUUCUCCGAAAUUGACUCCCUGUACUUGGAGAUGGUAUUAAAAGGACUUAGUGGUUGGUAGUUGUUGUUUUUUCAGACGUCUUCUGCAUAAAAAAGAGGGAGUCUGAUUGCUCUGUGACAUGAGGGUGAAAUUGCUGAAUCAUUCAACUCUUAUGUUUUCAAGUGCUGCAAUUUGAAGGCUUAAGAUUUCCGCUUUAUAUUUCAAUGUAAAACAGCAUUAGUCUAAUCUAGUGUUCUCUUAAUUUUAGGUGUACAGUACGAAGUAUGUGGAACAUAUCCCCACAGUACCUAUAGCGCUUCUACAACUUCACUUCGUAAACAUGAUGUUUAUCUGAACAGCAUUGUUCACCUCUGGCUGCCAACUCUACUGUAAUUAGCUGAUGACUUGCCUGAUUCCUGUGGCUAAACAGGGAGUCAACAUGAACACUUACACAGGAAAACAAGUCCAUUGACUGAGUGCAGGGGCAGAUUUCACUCAAACAAACCGAGACUGUUUCAGUGCUUAUUAAAAAACAUAUAUAUCAUCAGUACUUUGUUAUGAACUGGGCCAGUGAUCAGGAGAGGAAAGCCAGGGCCCAUAUCAUGAGCAGCGCCAUUUGGGUCACUGUGGUUUAGUUAAGGCUAUUAUGAUAUGGGACACACCUAUCUGCUGACUCUGUGAAAUGCUCCUCGUGUUGCCUCCUAGCUUAGUCCUGGUAUAGACUCUGCUGAGCUCACUCACCCGUCCUUAUCGCUAAUAGUACUUGAUAAUAUUGAACUCAAGGAGCCGUAGCUUAUGCCAAAGACAAUUUCAUAAGCAUCGCAGCAUCCAUAGUAUUAAAUACGAAUUAGGCUGCGGGGUAUAGCCCUGCUCUGAUCCUCUCAGGAAGAUGCAAAGGAACAUUUCGCAGGCCCGGUUAUAUUUGGGAGGGAUGGAGGAAAUUUUGAUCAGACCUGCACUAUAAGGCGCACUUAUUUUCCAUUACUCACUGGAAACGGAACAUUUUCCUAUUUCCCCUCUACAAUGAGGCCCUCUCUCCGCAGCUUUGAAAAAAAACGUUGACCUCUUGUCCCUCUUGGCGAUGCAAAUGACCACACAACUGUGGUUCGCCAGCAUAAAAUGGUAAUAAAUGGAAAUGCAGCCGCUCAGGUACCCUGCUCUUGCGCUUUUCCGUCACACUCUUUUGUGUUCCUACUUUUUGUUUUGCUGGCAACACCUGGCCGAUGCCACGGUAAACGUUGUCGCAGGGCUUUACGACCAAUGGAAACCAGGUAGCUUAUCAUUGCUGCUGAGCAAAUACAAGCAGCGGAGAUAAAGCACGCCUCACGGCCAGAGCGCACAGAUACCAGACUAAUGGGUUACAUACGUGGUAUCCAGAGGUCACGCAAAUGACUUUCACUCGAGACGCCCCAGUCCCUCUGACUCUCAUUCAAUUAAGCAGACUGACCAAGAUAAUGCCCCUGCCAGCUGGCCUUAGUAAGCGUCAGUAAUCCAUAAAGUCUAGUGCUGUGGUGCUUUUCUUCACAUCUCUGCCCUGCUUUAGCAGGUCACACUGUCUGUCCACUGUUUGCACUGAGGACACAGAGGGGACACAGCCUUCCUGCUGGAUCUUAGAAUUGAAACUACAGAAACAGAGCGUGGUUCAGCUGUGGGGGUGCACAGGAGGGCUAACCUCAGAGAGAUCACUGACAGAAAGUGCCUUGUGAGACAACAUCCCUACUUCAAGAACCCUGGGUGUUUCUGACGGGCUUCAGAUUUCUCCUCCUGCAGUCGUGACAGGAUUUAGCUCAGCCCCAUUAACACCCCUUGACCCCUUUGAGUUGUCCUUACCUGUCCUACCCACCCCGAGUGACGAGGAGGAGCUGCUGCGCCGAGGGCCAAGGUGCCAAAAUCAGAGAGAGUAGGUACUGAAGGCUUUUAAACAAUAGAUCGCCACAAACUGUGUGUUGUUCCAAACUGUGCCAUCGCACCUCAAAAUAGCCCCACUUUUGCUCCCUAACAUCCACCCUUGCACAGAUAUCAUCAGUCAUAGGAAGGACAUUUUGGGGACAUCGGUACAACCAGCAGAGAUUGUCUCCGAGCAUGCCCCCUCUGUCUUGUCAGAGGUCCGCACUUGAGACUUACUGAUUGAUGAACAAUUAGCUGUUUGACUGACAGACUCUACAAUAGCGGCGAAGUCCCAUGCUCCGCUCGCAGAGACUUUGUCAGUCCAUUACCUCCACUGUCCUGUCCACAGGGACACACUUCAUCCACUGACCUGCAGCAGAUCAUUUAUAACUACAUGUUCAAGUAGUUUUUUAGUUGCUGUUUGUUUUAUUUUUUUUUAAUUGGAACGCCGAAGCCACCUCCUCCUCCGAGGAUAACUCCACUCCACCCCGGCUCCGCAACCAGCGCUGCUGACAUGGCUCUGAACAUUGCGUCGAUACGGGACACAAAAUGGCUGACCCUGGAAGUGUGCCGGCAGUUUCAGAGAGGGACGUGUUCACGCAGCGAUGAGGAGUGCAAAUUCGCCCACCCGCCCAAGAGCUGCCAGGUGGAGAAUGGGAGGGUGAUCGCCUGUUUUGAUUCGUUAAAGGGCCGCUGCACGCGAGAGAACUGCAAAUACCUCCACCCGCCCGCUCACCUGAAGACCCAGCUGGAGAUCAACGGGCGCAACAACCUGAUCCAGCAGAAGACGGCGGCUGCCAUGUUGGCUCAGCAGAUGCAGUUCAUGAUCCCCGGCACCACCAUGCAUCCUGUGGGGGUUGAUCAAGAUGCUUUGGCGUCACUUUUGAGGAGCAGUCAUGUCGACCAUCUUUAUUUACAGUCAAUGCAGUCGUUUCCCGUCAGCCAGGGCCUGGGCUCCAGCGCGGGUUUGAGCUACGCACCCUACCUGACUCCCAUGUCCCACAGCAUGGGCCUGGUGCCCACAGACAUCCUGCCCAACUCCCCAGUCAUCGUCCCCGGCAGCCCGCCCAUCUCCGUGACCGGCGGCUCCUCCUCCAACCAGAAACUGCUGCGUACCGACAAGCUGGAGGUGUGCCGCGAGUUCCAGAGGGGCAACUGCGCCCGUGGCGAGACCGACUGCCGCUUCGCUCACCCGAGCGACAGCCCCAUGAUUGACACCAGUGACAACACGGUCACCGUCUGCAUGGACUACAUCAAGAGCCGCUGCUCUCGCGAGAAGUGCAAGUACUUCCACCCCCCGGCCCACCUGCAGGCCAAGAUAAAGGCCGCCCAACACCAGGCCAACCAGACGGCUGUGGCCGCGCAAGCCGCAGCCACAGCUGCAGCCAUGCCCUCAGUGUGGAUGAUGAGGUGGCCUCCAGUGCAGACUCAGUCGACUGCCAAAGCAAUGAAGCGACCCCUCGAGGCAACUGUAGACCUGGCGUUCCCGCACGGCGUCCUCCAGCCCCUACCAAAGAGACCAACACUCGAGAAGAGCAACGGAGCGAACUCCCUGUUCAACCCCAGUGUUUUGCACUACCAGCAGGCGCUGGCCAACGCACAGCUCCAGCAGCCUGCUUUCUUUCCCACAGGGUCAGUCUUGUGCAUGACUCCUGGUAGCAGUCUUGAUUAUCCUGAAAUAAGCGUCAGGAUGGGAACGGAGUGUCACAAAGCUGCACUAGGAAACCCAAAACAGCCCCAGUGUAAAUACUACCUGACCUCUCCCAUAGAGGUCCAGCAACCUGCAUGCUAAGAGUGUAACACUUCAAUUUAACCAUACGAACUGCAGUGCCGGUGAAACACACACACAGAAAAAAGAUAUAUAUAUACUGUAUGUAUUGCUAGAAAAAAAAAAAAACUAUUAACAUGAAAAAGUCAAAAAUAUUAUGUAUUAUAGCAGACACACUAUAGAGGUCAUUUUAACAAAUGUUCUCCCAAAGUACCGUCGACCCCCCCACUCUCUUUCAUAUUUAUUCUAAAAACCUCUGCACAACAACGUUCACCCCCCUUUGGUUAGUAAAAGAAUCAAGAUGCUUGAUUUGCACUGGACGAGAAACGUAGUGCACACCGUGGACGUGGGGAAACAGGAAGAGUCACAGGAAACCCGUGCACAGCCACACCGACGCACUCGGCGAGGGGUUUUUAAAAGUCUUGCGGUCUUUGCUUUUCUUUCUCACCAUGAAGAUGAAUGUCCCUGGGGGCAGACAGGCUCGUGUUUCCUCCACAUGUGACUGUCCCCUGCGAGGGUCCCUCCGCGGCCCUCACCCGCCCCCGAUGCUGUUACGAUGCCAUGAUGAAGCUCGUCCUCCCCGCCUUGCCCCUCCCCUUUCGCCAACUUCUCAUCCCAGGAAACCAUCUUGCCAAAGUCGCGGCUUGGGAGAAGUCGGAUGGAAUCACCGCCGCCAGAAAAAACCACCAGAGCCACACUCGAGCACCCAGACAAAUUCUUCUCUUUCUGUUUUCUGUUGCCAUUGCGAGAAGCUGCUCGGAACUCACCCUUUAUUUGUUUCCACGCUGGGUUCGGCUCUUUGUCGAGGAGGAGCGGUGGGGUAGAUUGUGCACGGAUUUUUUUGCAUGCAGUCAGGAACAGGGGAAGACAGUGCCCAGUGUUGACAGAAGAUAGUUGUGGCCAUUACUGAAAAGCCUAAAGGCUCGGGUCUGUGCCAAGGGCUUAACAAAGCUUGACGGUUCGUCCCAGACAUACCAAGCCUUGUGUGUGUGAGUGCGCGCGUGUGUGUGUGUGCGUGCGUGUGUGUGUAUGUGUGUGUUUCGUAUCUGGAGACUGAUGGUCUGCCGGCAGACUGGGACUUGAGGCGAGGUCUAGCAGGUUACGACAACACCAGGCCUGGUAGGAGAGUCUUUUCGAGGGGUGGGUGAAGGAUUUAAGUGCUAAGACUAAACAAAAAACGGUGCAUUUGACGAUGCUCGUCAAGAAAAAAAAAGAAAAAAAACAAACAAAACAAAGAGAUGACUUGAACUUCGACUGGAGGGCUAUCUGUGACCGUCGGUUGUCCUGUCCAACCCUACUAUCACCGAUAAUCCUGUUCCAUUUUAGAAAAACUCGUAGAAGUGCCUAAAAAAUGCUCAUCGACUCAACAACACGUGCAUCCGGAGUGUAUCACUAAAAGUCACAGACGCAAAACACACACCGGCCGUCAGAACGUGGACCUUUAUUUUUUUUUCCCCCGGGGGAAAUGACAUCACACUUCUUUCCGUUCCCGGAGGCGGUCUCAUCACAAGUGACUUUAUGGAAAAACUAAAAAAAGAAGUUGAAGAAACGACAAAUCAAAACAUAGCUUUGUAGAAUGUUUGGUGACUUUCAUGGUGUACCAUUGUUUCCUACCAUGGUUUGAGUAGUUUACAUGAGGAACGUGAGUGAGAAAAAAAAUACCUGUAUUGUAAAACUGUGUAAUGUAUGUAAGGUGUCUCUUAUUUUGAGAGUUUAUAUUCAUAGUUUUAGAAAUAUAUUCAAAGUUAUUUAAAAUUUUUGUGUUGUGUCUCCUAUCGAGGUAUGUUUCGACCCCCCCCAACCCCACCCGUAAACCCCCCCCACCACCUCCACCUUCCAGAACAAUCACGUUUAGAUAAUAAAGCGUUAUUUUAUUAUUUUACACCCUCUUUUAGCCUGUUUUAACUCAUUUUACUAAAUUUUAAUUCUCCAUUUUUUUUUUCACACAAAAAAAUCGGAUGUAAUUUCAUGGUGCUUGAUCAACAUUGACAAUCCACAAUCAGACCUUUUUCACUCCGACUCGUCUCCACGUGAGUUUUUAGUUUCUGUUUCGAUUCGUGUGUAAUAUCCGUGGCAGGUGGUGAAAGCUUCUAUUUUGUUGUAAUUUAUCUUGUGUUACUCUUGGUCAAAUUUUAGUUGAGAAAAAAAAAAAAGAAAUGUUGUAAACUAUUCUAUUUUGAGAUGAAUGUAAUUUAUUGAGCUGUGCUACGUCACUGCACGGUUGGUCAUUUCAAGGUCUAACCUGUCAGGUCAGCGAAUGAGAAGAAAGGGGGGGCGGGGCGGUGUUUGAAAAAGUCCACCCGCCGAUAGAAAGCUACUGGAUCUCUCUUGCCUUCUCAUUGAUAAAAAAAACAAAAAAAAUCACGGUGUCGCAGUAAUGAGCAUAGUUAUAGACUCGUCUGUGUUGUUGGGGAAAAAAAAUGUUUAUUGUAUAGAUGACAUUUUACCAAAAAAAAAAAAGAGAAUAAAAUUUCAAAAAAGAUGUACUUUUCACUCUAGUAUAAUAGUAUUUCAUAACAAUAUUAAGUUGUUGCUGUGGCAACCAAAUGUUGCAAUUACUAAAGUUCGGUAUUUUUGUAAAUGACAUUGUUAAGUUGAUUUUUUUUGUUUCUUCUUCUUUUUUUUUUGCUAGAACACUGUACACACGGUAGAUUGUAAAGAAGAUACGAACAUUUCUUAUUCUUCACUGAGAUUACGACAACGACCUAAUAUUUUCAUUAGCAAAUAACAGCCUCUGUAGUGCUGUGACCGUAACACUUAAAUAGAUUCAAAGUCAUCAAUGUUACAUAGAUUAUAUAUAUAAAUAUAUAUAUAUAUAUAAGAACUAAAUAAUCUAUAAAUUAAGAAAUUGAGAUGUACAGCUCCUCCCCUGACAAAGGACCGUGAGGUUCCACUCUGAGACAUUUUAUUCGAGGCGUAUGUAUCACUAGAGUUAAGGAUUGCACUUUUCAUAAUGUUUAAAGAUGUGAUCUGUUUUUUGUUUUUUUUGGUUUCCUCUGCUACUACAACAAAUCUGUUUAUCAAUCAAAAGCAGAUAACACACGGUGAAUAACUUUAAUUCAACUUGUUGCAUGGGAAAAACAACUUUUAUUUUCUUUUCUUACUAAAUGAUACUGAAUGUUACUAGUGAAAAAAACAAACAAAAAAAAACACGUCUGUACACAACACGUCCUCAUUUGGUUACCCACGAUGCCCCUGUGUAUGGAAUCCUCUUGAGAUGUGGUGUUUUUAGAAAUGUGUCGGCGGUGAUUGACUGAUGAUGGUUUUAAAACGAAAGAAAAAGAACAUGUAAGCACUUUCUGAGCAGUUGGCCAACUGAGCAGACUCAGCUUAUCCAAACACUUUGCCUUAUCUUGAGUCCAUCGUGCUUAAAGGUUUUUCUGUUUUUAAAAAGCUCUUAACUGGAAUUUAUUCAAAGAGACGUGAGCGGGUCUCUCUCCCCAAAUCCCUCCUCGAUUUCAUUUCAAACAUUUAUAUCUAAAAAAGUUUUAAGUUGGCCAAAAGACGGCGACUGCAACAGAGUGAACAGUCUCCUGAUCGUUACCUCCGGUCUCCCAAAAAAACCUGUAGUGACAUCUUUUUAUUUUUGUCCCAUUGCCUUACAAUGGAGCAGUUUGGAUUUGUAACUCACAGCUUUAGCCAGCAGAGGGCACUACAGUGGAGACUGCAGGUGACGUGCGGCGACUGCCUGUGCCAUCGUUGUUGCAGCGUAGCCAAGAUAAAUUGACCCUCAUCGGAUUUAUAGUUUCAAUGUAAUCAUUUCUUAAUGUAUUCUUUUGCAUAUAUUUUGUGCUAUUUUAUGUUUCUAUAGUCCAAUGUUCCUUUGGUUCCAGCGAGAUAGUGUAAAAUCUAUUGGAAGACAGAAAUAAAGAAAAUCAAAGGAU